AUGUUGCUAGAAAAUGAAGGACGAAAUGUGGACGAUGCUAUUCAUGAGCUUCAUGUAUUAUAUAUGAGGUAUUUUUCAUUGGAUGAUCCAUGGCAACCAAUACCAAAUCGUACAAAUGAACGAACUGAAUUACUUCGACAGAUGGCAAUUGCGGUUGAUGAAAUUUUGAACGCUGAAGAAAGGCCUAAUUGGUUACAUCCAGCAAUGUUUCAUGGACCAUUAACAUCAGCAAUUUGUUCUUUACCACCAAUUCCUGACAGCAAUGCAAUAUUAAUGCCACCAACAAUUGAUCCACGUGAAGUAUACUGGUCGAAAUUUAGCAUUUGCAAUCAUUCACGAUCAUUAGAACGAAAACCAUUCAUCGUUUCGCUGCAAUAUCAUUCACCAUAUCCAUUGGAAACUUCACAAACUAUUCACAAAUUAUCACCAUCCAAAUCCGGAAUUACAACUGAAAUUUCCACUACUACUCCGGUUAAUAACAAUUUAACAUCAUUUAUCAAAAAAUCCACUCUACCACGUGUAGGUGCUUUAUCAAAUAAUAAAUUCCGUAAUGAGCAACAAAUUCAAAUUGAAAAAUUUGUGGGAGAAAUUUUACAAGCACGUGGCUUACAAUUUAAUCGUAGCAACGAUGAAAAUAAACCAAAAGAAUACCUUUAUCAAUUACCUUCAACUAAUAAUCCAAUCUAUCAAUGA
This is a messenger RNA of Cercopithifilaria johnstoni, 693 nucleotides long. The record is from the annotation of a GenBank genome assembly. NCBI's taxonomy places the organism in Eukaryota, Metazoa, Nematoda, Chromadorea, Rhabditida, Onchocercidae.